AUUUGUUGAAGACAGAAAAAAAAAUUGUCCCAAGGUGGGAUCAAACACACAACCUUCCUGCACUUCCAAAUAAGCUAACUGAACACUGUAACAACAACUAUGAUGUUUUAUAUUCUCACCCACCAUCUAAUGGUUGAAAAAAUUGCUCUGAUACAAAACUUAUUACUUGUUCUUCAGGCGUACGUAUUCAACGUAGUGAUGAGCGUCUACACUGCCUGAAUUCUACCAGAAGUAGAACAAGAAGAACGUAGUGACAAAACGUGCUCUGUACCGCUGUUUGUCCGUUUUGAGCUACUGUAGAAACAUGGCGGCGCAACAUGGCGACAUCCAGGGAAGGGGAACCCACAGUUAUGUAGCUAUAAAUGUCUCAUUCUAAGGGCUCAUCAUGAUCGGCGUGAUCAUUGCGUCCAGGAAAGUUGGCAUCAACCCUGACAAUGUGGCCACGCCCAUCGCUGCUAGCCUGGGGGACCUGAUCACUCUGUCCCUGCUGGCAGGCGUCUCAACAGGACUGUACAAGGAACUAGAGUUCAACGACUAUGCCAGUCCGCUGGUGUGUGUGGUGUUUGUGGCAUUGUGCCCCCUUUGGGUGCUGAUAGCCAGGAAGAUCCCGUCCACCAGAGAGCUCCUGUACUCCGGCUGGGAGCCCGUCAUCAUCGCCAUGGCCAUCAGCAGUGUUGGUGGUUUGAUACUCGACAAGACUGUCACCAACCCGAACUUUGCUGGAAUGGCGGUCUUCACCCCGGUCAUCAACGGUGUGGGAGGUAACCUGGUUGCGGUCCAGGCCAGUCGAAUCUCCACCUAUCUGCACAUGAACGGUCUACCCAUGGGGGAUCCUAACCCCACCCCCAGGAAGUGCCCCACACCCUGCACCUCCUUCUUUGGCUCCUCUGUAAACUCUCGUUCGGCCCGUGUGCUCUUCCUCUUGGUCGCCCCGGGUCACCUCGUCUUCCUCUACACCAUCAACUCUCUGAGGGGGGGCCACACCACCCUGACAACCAUCUUCGUUACCUUCUACCUGGCUGCUGCUCUACUACAGGUGAUAAUCCUUCUCUACCUGGCAGACUGGAUGGUGCACUGGAUGUGGGGCCGAGGCAUGGACCCCGACAACUUCUCAAUCCCUUACCUGACUGCUCUGGGUGACCUGCUGGGGACCGGCUUCCUCGCCCUCUGCUUCCACAUGCGCUGGUUCAUUGGGGACCGAGACUCUAACGUGGGCAACUGAAUGCAUGCACAGACAGAGACACAUGCACAGAAAACAGAAAACACUUCACAUACUGUACGCUUGCACACAUGGACAGUGAUGAACGUCACCCAUAUGGCUGCACUUAUCUGAAACUGGACAUGUCUACAUUAAAAGGGCUAAUCUCCUUUAGGGCUCUGAUCGACGGUAUAGUGUAGCGUUGAUGUGUCAUCUUCAGUAUAUCAGGACGCAGAGGCACCGCAGCAGCCCACAAUCUGGACAGUAUCAUGUGUUUCACAUUAGAAACAUGGACACAUAUCUCCACCUCAUCCACCGAACAAAAGUCCACUUGACGGAUCCAGCCCCACAGACUCAGCUCCUCCUCCUUUAUUUUACUUAAUAACGGAGUCCUACUACUUUUGAUAUUGUUAUACUAUGGACAAUGAUUAUUGAUGUUGGUAAAUAAUGCAUUUGAUAUGAAACGAUAUCUAAUCUAUGUGCAAAGUCAGUCCUCAUUAUUUUCAAUGGGGACGUUACUUCCCAUUUUUAAAGAUCAAGUUUUAACACUUGAUGACAAAAGACAGCAAAAAAUAUAUCCAAACAAUCUGAGAAUGCUUAAUCACCAAGUGCUACGUCUUUUAUACAGACUGAAAUCACAUAAAACGCAAAUUCAUGUCAUUUCUGAUUCAGCAGAGCAUUGAGGGCUAGCUGUCACCUCUGUUUCACUUUGGACAGGCGACUGGAACACAAACAUACAAACUAAGUCCCUUUUUGGCUUCGCUGCGAUCAGAAGGCUUCACUGGAGUCAGAACAGGAACCUGAUUACUGCGCUUACUUCAUUCCCCUCAGUUCUGGGCUUGAGAAUUAGGAAUUUCAGAACUGAAGUCAGAUCACAAUACAACAAACACUUACAUCAGGCGCUCCAAGAACGGAUUUACCUCUGAUUUUGUUAGUGGCAGAGAAUCACCUAAUUAACACCUAUUUAAAUGUUUCUGUAAACGAGGAUUGUGUGUUGAUUCAUUUUAUUCCUCAGACUUCCACAAAGGUUCCACUGCUUCCUUUUUUGGCCAGAUCUUCUAAAAGCUGCCAUAGUGAAAUGUCCUUAGUAAGAUUCUUUGUUUGAACAAACACACAGAGCCAGUGGGAAACCGUAUGUGUAAAAUACAACUAGUUAGGAACGUGUCGGACACACAAAAACACACUCGCGGUUUGUUGCAGCACACCAUGGGCUGUACCAGGUGAGAAUAGCAUCAGUCCCUCUUUCUGAAAACAUCUGCCAUCUCACUAUUGGAGCAGGCUACUUGUUGUUUUUGUGUUGCCCAAGCCAGGCUUACAGUAAGUGAAAAGAAGGUCAACAUGCUGCAGCGCACUGGAAACAGCUCGCAGAGCUCAGCCAGCAUGGGACAAAGUGUGAAAUUGUGUUAUGUUGCCUUAGCCAGGAUGAGCUCACCCAGUUUUAGCUGUAGUCUGACACCAGAUCAAAGGUACUGACUGCUAGUAUUUACUGUGGAUAUUAUAUAUCUUUAGAUAUCUCUAUAUCUUUUAAUUUGACAAUUUAAAUUCCCACAAGUCAUUAGUUAGAUGUUGAAUACUUCCAGUGAAAGACCAAUGAAUUUGUUUGAGGUUGGUUAACAGAAAGUGAUGUAAAAGGUUCUAGUAUUUUAGUUAGUAGUUAAAGCUGUCCCGUCACUUCACUUCAGUGGAAUCACUGCGGUCAGUGAAAAUGUUUCGUGUUGAGACUCUUUGACAGUGCUGACCAUGGAGGACCAGAGGAGAGUGGAGGUAGCUAUCAUAGCUUAUCAGCUGUGUUGCUGCAUCCACUUUUUGUUCCUGUGGACGUUUUUUUGGUAGAUGAAUAUCCCUCGUCUGUCACAGUGUAAACAGCUCCACACACGAGGAGUGGUUUGUAGUUGAUGGUAGAAAUAUAUGUUUUUAAAUGAACUGUGUGAACUUAUUCUCCUGUUAGGAGAAUGUAAGUUCUGAAAGCUAACGUGUCAGUUAGCAAGCCUAUUAGGGAACCGGAGGCUGCUAACAUAUUAUCUGUGUCACAUCAUCCAGUUGCGUGUGUUUCCUUAGAUUUAACUUCUUAGUGAGCACAAGCAGUCGCCAGCUUCCACCACCUCUUUCUCCAGGACACACACAUUCACUUUGUUGUGCUGGUUCCUGGUGUGAUUCUUCAGAAUCUGUGGCGUGGGAUAGAAUAAAAAUCUAGAAACGUGUUGGUUUUUUUUGUUGUCACACACAAAUAUUAUAAACCAACUAUGAGUAAUCACUCACUUUACUCAGUGAAGGACUGUACGGUGUUUAAUCAGUGGGCAAAAUGUUCGUCUCACAGUGUUUGUGGACUUACAGGUGAGGAGGAAGAGAAUGAAAAAGGCAGUUUUGAGCCAUUUUGACAGACCGUAACAAGUACAGAUGUUAGCCCAGAGGCAAAGCCCAGAGUCUUAGGGGGAUCCUGCAUGUGAUGCUUGACCUGUCAGUGUGUGACUUCUGUGCUGUUUGGAAGGGGCCAGCAGAAUGCAUGUGCAGGGCACAUAUUGUGAAUGUGCAAAACUUAUUAUAUUAUUAUUUUAUCAGUUCAAAUCUUUUGUUUUGGUCUGACUGAUUUUUUUAAAAACCUGUCUCUUAUCUUAUUUUUUUCUAUUCCUUUUCUCCUUUCCCUAUAUUUUUUUUUUAAACUCUUCAUGAUUUUUGUUAUGUGUCAUGAAUUUCAUCAAACAAACAACCACUGUAAAGAUGAAGCAGUUUGUUGGUAAAAUGCACACAGUACUGUAAUCUGUAAACCGGACAGCAGAGGGCACUGCAGGAAUUCUCUUCACUCUACAAUGCUCAGUGCAUCUCUGUGUCCUCCGGAUUCAAACCCACACAUGUCCACCCAGAGUGACAUUUGUUUUGUCUCCUUUUGUCUCUACGGUGUAUGAAUUGUUGUACAGUUGCAUCCUUCCGUCUGUUCACUCAGUCUGUACCCUCCACCCUCUCACUGAGCAGGUGCCAGCGUUCUGCCUCUAUGUCAAUGGAAAGUUGUGAAUACUUCUGUAAGGGGGCACGUAAUGCUUUGUCUAUUUAUUUUUAGAAGCACACAAAGCAAAUUGUACAUACUAUAUUUAUUCUAUAUAUAAGGUUGUUUAUUUUGUCAUUUCAUUUUGGCUCUGUUUCUUUGACACCAUGUGGUUCUCAUUUUUCUCUUCUUUUUUUUCUUUGCAAAAGGCCAGUAGAGCUUUUUGAUGCUUACCGCAAUAGAAUGGCGACGAGGCUAAUGAAUAGCACAGUGCCUAAUACCAGUCUUUACACACCUCACACAUAUGUACACACAGUCUGUCUCACACAAGGAAGCAUAUUAUAAGAUAUAGAAUGGCCUUAACCUAUCCGAGCCAAGCUCAACUCAGAGUAACCAAUCAGGAGCUCGGUUCGCCACAGAGUAGAGUCUCUUUAAUUACCUUUGAUUAAUAAAAGAUCUACAGUAAUUUGAUUAUGAUGUGAAAUGUAUUAAUGACUUUAUAUGAGGCAGCAGGGGAGAAGAGGGCUGGUAGCCUCUAAAGGUGGAUCUGUAAAAAUCAGGACUUGGAGGCUGAAAACCUUGACUGGUUGGACAGGGCGUCUGAAAGGUCUGGAGUUGAGUUGAGCACCAACAGAAGUAAGAUUUUAACCCACAAACACCUGAAAAGACAAAGUGCACCAUGAAAAAAUGCACUGAUGAUUCCAGAUGUUAAGAAUCCCCAGCCUUUAAAACCAUUCACCCACCCACUGCCUUGCUAACCUCAGUGCUACAAACCCCUGAGCCCCUGAACUCCCAGGGAACCACACUGACCCUCUGGCAUGGCACGGCCGAGCCUUCCAUCAGACUUCCACCGGUCUAAGUCAGCUGUGCUACCUCUGACAGACUGGACCUGAUGGGUCCAGUCUUGCUGGGGCCGAGGUAUUUACGGUCUCUGUGUUCUUCCUGUAAAAGCCCUCCCUCUGUGAGGUGGGAGGAAGGCUUUCUCCCUGCAGGACUUUUGCUGGAAAUAAAGGACUAUGUUAUUUCAUACCAUU
Micropterus dolomieu (smallmouth bass) is the source of this 5212-nucleotide messenger RNA. RefSeq names its product solute carrier family 41 member 1-like. Lineage: Eukaryota; Metazoa; Chordata; Actinopteri; Centrarchiformes; Centrarchidae. Gene Ontology annotation, molecular function: monoatomic cation transmembrane transporter activity. The record is from RefSeq and is a predicted model, not a curated record. Gene Ontology annotation, cellular component: plasma membrane. Bases 386 to 1222 code for a protein of 278 amino acids. The transcript is spliced from 7 exons. Gene Ontology annotation, biological process: monoatomic cation transport.